Molecule: messenger RNA, 5014 nt
Organism: Frankliniella occidentalis (western flower thrips)
Lineage: Eukaryota; Metazoa; Arthropoda; Insecta; Thysanoptera; Thripidae
Gene: SA1
Product: cohesin subunit SA-2
Exons: 22
Coding region: 231-4748 (1505 amino acids)
Biological process (GO): sister chromatid cohesion
Cellular component (GO): nucleus; cohesin complex; chromatin
Molecular function (GO): chromatin binding
Source: RefSeq, a predicted model, not a curated record
CGAAAAGGGAAAACUGCCUCCGCCAUUUUCUGUCGUUCUUUCGCGCCAUUGAUGUUUGUACACAGUCUCUCAAUCAAUUGAUUUGAAUGUUUGGACAUUAUUUAGGAAUUUUGACUCAGGUGUUUCCUAGAAUAUUGUGUUUUUGGGCGGGAGGAGAUAUGACCUUAUUUGUUGUAUGAGUUAUAUAGUUGAAAAAUUGCAUGAUCUGAUAAAUAACAACAAUAGUCAAGAUGAUGCCCAGAAGAGGAGGAAAGCGCAUCCGCAUGGAUGACCCGCCGCCAGAAUAUGAAAAUCCAAUGACACCCAUGACUCCGUAUUCACCAUACAGCACACCUUAUCACAAUUCAUCUGCUGCCACUCCCAUACACACAGGUGCUGACUUGUAUGCCGAAAACUAUGGUGCACAUGCUGCUCAAGAAGAAGACUACAGUCUUCACCAUCAUCAACAGCAGCUUCCACAGCACCAGCAACUUCCGCAGCAUCAGCAGCACCAACAAAUGUAUCAGCCCCAAGACCAGCAGCAUCAGCAGCAAGCGGAAUAUCAGGCUGAGUUAGAACGGCAGCAACUAGAACGGCAGCAACUGGAACGUCAGCAAUUAGAACGUCAACAACUGGAACAACAGCAACUUGAGCAGCAACGGCAGCAUCAAGAACAGUUGCACUUGCAGCAGCAGCAACAACAGCAACUCCAACAACAGCAGCAACUCCAGCAGCAGCACCAUGAUCAGUUGCAACAGCAGCAGCUACAACAGCAACUUCAACAACAACAACUUCAGCAACAGCAACUUCAACAGCAGCAACAACAGCAUCAGCAUCAACAACAACAACAAGAAGCAGAGGAGCAUCAAUUGCAUCCGACCCAAGCUCAAGACAUUGAUGAAGAGGAUGCUCCUCUCAGAGGAAGAGUGACGCGAGCUCGCCUGAGAGGUGCAAUGAAUGCCCCUCCCGCACCAAGUACUGUGCCCAACCCAACUGCUGCCCAAAUUAGGAAGGCACUCGCUGAUGACACCAGCAAACAACCCAAAAAGCGAGCAGUCGGUGGUAGGAAAAGUAACAAUGAAACAUUAUCUGAAGAUGAAGCAUCACUGUAUUUCAUCUUAAAAAAUGGCAGAGCUUCCAUUCAGAGUACUGUUGAUGACUGGAUUGAAACCUACAAAUCCCAACGAGAUGUUGCCUUGUUAUCGUUAAUGCAGUUUUUCAUUAAUGCAUCUGGCUGUAAAGGUAAAAUAACCUCAGCCAUGCAAGUGAGCAUGGAGCAUGCUGGCAUAAUUCGUAAAAUGACUGAAGAAUUUGAUGAAGAAAGUGGUGAAUACCCUCUCAUAAUGACUGGACAACAGUGGAAGAAGUUCAAAAAUAACUUCUGUGACUUUGUUCAAACAUUAGUGAGGCAGUGUCAGUACUCCAUAAUUUAUGAUCAAUACUUAAUGGACAAUGUCAUAUCACUUCUUACUGGACUCUCUGAUUCUCAAGUACGAGCCUUUCGUCACACUGCCACUUUAGCAGCCAUGAAAUUGAUGACAGCUCUUGUUGAUGUGGCUCUAACCGUCUCAGUUACUUUGGCCAACACUCAGCGUCAGUAUGAGGCAGAACGUCAAAAAACUAGAGAUAAACGGGCUGCUGACCGUCUUGAGUCGUUGAUGGCAAAACGUCAAGAAUUAGAAGAAAAUAUGGAUGAAAUAAAGAACAUGCUUACUUACAUGUUCAAAUCUGUAUUUGUUCACAGAUACAGGGACACACUACCAGAUAUUCGUGCUAUUUGCAUGGCGGAAAUUGGGGUGUGGAUGAAAAAGUUUCAUUCAAAUUUUCUUGAUGACUCAUAUUUGAAAUAUAUUGGUUGGACUUUGCAUGACAAAGUUGGAGAAGUUCGUCUAAAGUGUUUGCAGGCCUUACAACCUCUCUAUGCUUCAGAGGAAUUGAAAGGAAAGCUAGAGCUUUUCACCAGCAAAUUUAAGGAUAGAAUUGUGGCCAUGACUUUAGAUAAGGAGUAUGAAGUUGCUGUGCAAGCUGUACGCUUGGUUAUCAGCAUUCUAAAGCAUCAUCGUGAUAUUUUGACUGACAAAGACUGUGAACAUGUCUAUGAGUUGGUUUAUUCCUCACAUCGUCAAGUCGCUCAAGCAGCUGGAGAGUUCUUGAAUGAGAGGUUGUUUGUACUUGAUGAAAAUGCUGUUAAUGGUAUUAAGACUCGCAGGGGUAAAAAACGUCUGCCUAAUACACCUCUUAUAAGAGAUUUGGUCCAGUUUUUCAUUGAAUCAGAGUUACAUGAGCAUGGUGCUUAUCUUGUGGAUUCUCUGAUUGAGUCUAAUGACAUGAUGAAAGACUGGGAAUGUAUGACUGAUCUUCUAUUGGAAGAACCUGGUCCUCAUGAAGAACCUCUUGAUGACCGUCAAGAAACUUCUCUCAUUGAAAUUAUGGUCUGUUGCAUUCGUCAGUCAGCCACUGGUGAACCUCCAGUUGGUAGAGGUCCAACAAGAAAGCAAGCACCCUCUGUCAAGGAAGUUAAACAGGUGAAGGAAGACAAAGAACGUCUUACUGAUCAUUUCAUGCAGGCACUUCCCCCUCUUUUGGAAAAAUAUGGAGUAGAUAGCGACAAACUAACAAACCUGCUGUGCAUUCCACAACAUUUUGAUCUAGAAAGAUACACCAGCUCAAGACAGGAAGGGAAUUUAGAUCAACUCUUGAAAAAAAUACAGAGAAUUGUUGAUCGAUCCACCGAUAAUGAUGUUUUAGAAGCUUGUGCCAAAACUUUAGAAAUCCUAUGUUCUGAGGGCACUGCAAUUUACACACGAUGUGAUGUUGCCCGAUCAACGCUGAUUGACACCCUGGUUAACAAAUACAAGGAAGCAAUUGAUGAAUGGCGCUCCCUCAUAGAUGGAGGAGAAGAACCUAAUGAGGAAGAGACUUUCCAAGUUAUUACAAGUUUGAAGAAAGUCUCCAUUUUCUCAGCAUGUCAUAAUUUGGGUCACUGGAACAUAUGGGAUUCAAUAUUCCAAGACAUCAAUGAUGCCAAAGAAACUCGUAAAACAUUGCCUGAAGAAGCUAUCAAGUACUGCAUUCAUGCUUGUUACUAUGGUAUACUAUGGGAUUUAAAAACAAUUGAAGACCGUCUAGAGGCUGGAAGCCCUGUGGAUACUGAGCUGACAUCGUUGAAACAGAGACUACAUCAGUUUAUGGAUCUCAUGAAACAACUUCUACCACUCACUGAUGUCCAAAUGUAUAGAGAUGAAGCCUAUAUCACACUGUGUGAUCUCCUUGUUGUAUUUUGCAACCAGCUUGGCCAGAGUUCACAUACUGCUCUGGAGCAACUGGUUUUUGAAGCUGAUAAAAGCCUGCAACAAAUGCUAAAUGGCUUCAUUCAAACCUAUGUUUUCAUUGAUGAGGAUGAAGAGGAGCUUGAUGAGCACUCCAAAAUUGAAGAGCUCCAUAAACGACGUAAUUUCCUUGCUUCUUUCUGUAAACUGAUUGUUUACAAUAUGAUGCCAAUAUAUGUGGCUGGUGAUGUCUUCAAACAUUAUGUGAAGUACUACAACGAUUAUGGUGAUAUAAUCAAAGCCACACUUGGUAAAGCACGAGAAAUCAACAAAAUUAACUGUGCUCGCACUAUGGUAAACAGUCUUGUCUUAAUUUUCCAAGAACUGCAAACAGAUGGGCAAAAAGUCAACCGUGCAGCUGAAGAAUUCACUAGUGUCAAGGAACUUGCCAAAAGAUUUGCUUUAUCCUUUGGAUUGGAUGCUGUGAAGAAUCGCGAAGCAAUCACUGCUCUUCAUAGAGAGGGUAUCUUAUUUGCUGUUCAGCAAUCACCUGAUGGUCCUGAGGAUCCAUCUAGCCCCCCACCAAAUUUGGCAUUCCUUGAAAUUCUUAGUGAAUUUACAAAUAAACUUCUAAAGCAGGAUAAAAGAGUAGUGCUGAAUUUCCUUAAUCGGAGGAUAUCAGCAGGUAUGCCCUCUAGCAGAGGAGAAGACUGGCAACCUCUUCUGCAGUACCGCAACAGUUUGGUUCAUGGUGAAUCUGAUCAACCUAUUGUGACCUCAAAAAGGGCAUACGGCAGGAAGAAAAAAGAUGCAGCUGAUGAUGAUGAAGGAGGUGAAGAUAAUGCUAACUCGGAUGAAGAGUACAAUGCAGGGACUCCUACACCUAAGGUUAACCGCAAACGAGUGCCAGUUGCACCUACAGCUCAGAAGCCUAAGCUUGAUGUUCGGUUUGCUCCUGUUAAGAAAAGACUUGCAGAGGCUUCACCUUCACCCUCUAGUUCUGAUACUCCCCCACCUUCUAACCACAAUUCAGGAGGCAAAAUAGGAAUCAAGUCUGCUCUUCGCACACGCUCCACCAGCCAUGACCUCAGUGUAAGGUUCAGUUCAGAGGAGAAUCCUGAUCGUCUCUCGGGACGUCUGAGGAAGAGGAAUACGACUGUUCAUAGCUAUGAAGAGCUCAGUGAUAUUGAUUCUGAUGAUGAUACAGGAUCUUCUAGAAGAAGAAGGAAUCGGUCAGCGGCUCAACGGAAAGACAGCGAAGUAAACAAUAACUCUGAUCUGAGUAAUGCCAUCGAAAGGGGAUCAACAGCUUCUCAACACAUGUCACCUGAUAGAGAUAUUCAAACUGCUGCAAGCUCUUCGUCAUCUUUGGUGGUGUCUGAAUCCACAGCUGACACCCAAGAUGGCAACGAUACCAAAUCACCGGACUCUAAUGCUGGGUCUGUGGGAGAAAAAGAUGAGGGAGGAGAUAGUAGUGAAGAGUACGAGAACGAUACUUAAUUUUUAAUGUAGUAUUUUUAAAGAUUUUGAUUUGAUUUCUAACCAAUCAAACUAACGAAACCUGUAGAAAAAUUGUCAGUAAUCUAUUCCUGUAAUAAAGUUUAGAUUGUGUGUGCUUGUCCUUUUCUUGUGUUUGAGAUCUGCCUUUUUUGUAUUGUUUUAUUUUAUAAUUGUAUAUCUGGUUAAUUUGUCUUGGAGAUUUACUCGCAAUCCUGCAAAGUAAAUUAUGUAUCAUUUGAAAAUAAAACAUUUCAUUUAAAAGAAAA